Messenger RNA from Malassezia vespertilionis, 996 nucleotides. RefSeq lists its product as uncharacterized. The record is from RefSeq and is a predicted model, not a curated record. Gene Ontology annotation, cellular component: endoplasmic reticulum. Gene Ontology annotation, biological process: fatty acid elongation. The coding region runs from base 1 to 996 and encodes 331 amino acids. The transcript has a single exon. Gene Ontology annotation, molecular function: ketoreductase activity. Lineage: Eukaryota; Fungi; Basidiomycota; Malasseziomycetes; Malasseziales; Malasseziaceae.
AUGGUGGGGUGCGCACGGGAAACGGUUGUUACUGGAUUUGCGUGCUUUGGCGCUGCGAUUGCGCUGUGCAUUGCGUUGUAUUUUGUGUACCUUUUCCUAGAAAUCCACGUACUGUCCGGUACCUCGCUCACCAAGUACGGUGCGAACAAGAAGAGUCGCGGCACGGGUUCCUGGGCGUUAGUCACGGGUGCCACGGACGGUAUAGGCCGUGAGUUUUCCGUGCAGCUGGCCCAGAAUGGGUUCAACAUUGUGCUGGUGAGCCGCACGGUAGAAAAGCUCGUUGCGCUCGGCGCGGAUAUCGAGUCCAAGUACCCCGGCACCAAGACGGCGCACUACGCCAUGGACUUUGCUGUCGCCACUCCUGCACAGUACGAGGAGCUUGCGAAGCUUACGAGCCACCUGGACGUGGCCGUGCUGAUUAACAAUGUGGGUCUCUCGCACGCCAUGCCCGUCCCUUUCAUUGAGAUGGACCCUGUGGAGAUGAACAAGAUUGUCAUGGUCAACAUUGUCGCUACGCAGCACGUCACGCGCAUUUUUGCGCCACGUCUUGCGCGCCGCAAAGCGGGCCUGAUCCUUAACUUAGGCUCCUUUUCCGGCCAAUGGGCUACGCCAUUGCUGACUACCUACGCCGGUUCCAAAGCAUUCCUGAUUGCCUGGUCCCAGGCGCUCGGCGAGGAGCUCCGCCACGAGAAUGUCGACGUCCAGCUGCUCAACACCUUCUUUGUAGUUAGCAGCAUGUCCAAGGUGCGCCGCCCGUCGGCAAUGGUGCCUAUGCCCAAGUCCUACGUCCGCGCCGCCUUGCAGCGCAUCAACCGCAGCUCAGGCGCAUUGGGCCGUCCCUACACACUCACGCCAUGGCCCGUGCAUGCGUACGUGGACUGGAUCACAAACUACAUUGUCCCCCGUGGAUUCCUGCUGCGCAAGGCCUACAGCACCAGCUUGGAUACGCGCCGCCGCGCGAUUCGCAAAGCGGAGCGCGAGCUCAAAGCGCUCUAG